Messenger RNA from Cydia splendana, 2484 nucleotides. Its product is annotated as ribosome biogenesis protein WDR12 homolog. Gene Ontology annotation, biological process: ribosome biogenesis. Lineage: Eukaryota; Metazoa; Arthropoda; Insecta; Lepidoptera; Tortricidae. The transcript has 9 exons. Bases 86 to 1354 code for a protein of 422 amino acids. Gene Ontology annotation, molecular function: protein binding. The record is from RefSeq and is a predicted model, not a curated record.
UGUUCCAAGCACCUCAACACGUGCGUGUAAAUUAUAUUACUUAGUCUAUUUAUACUUAACAGUACUAGCUAAAGAAUAAAUUAUCAUGGACGUCGAUACAACGGAGGCCCAGUUGCAAGUCCGAUUCGUUACUAAACAAGAACAAUAUGCGGUUCCCGACAGUCCCUACGCCAUACAAAGCAAUGUGCAACCUGCAGACCUCAACACAUUGGUCAAUGCCUUGCUAAAAGAGGCUGACAGCUCAGCAAAGACAGUGGAAUUCGAUUUCUUAGUGUGUGGGGAACUUUUGUGCUCGCCUCUUGGUGACCAUCUUCAAGAGAAGGGUGUGUCUACCGAACAGACUUUGGAGGUUGAGUAUCUGGAGAGGUUCCCGGCACCAAGCCCACAGGACUGUUUGAUGCAUGAUGAUUGGGUUUCUGCAGUACAGGCCCAUGGAAAUUGGAUCCUAUCGGGCAGCUAUGACAACAGUCUUCACAUCUGGACCACCAAAGGGCAGCACAAACUCGCUAUACCAGGUCACACAUCGCCAAUCAAAGCGGUCUCUUGGGUGUCCGUCAAUGGUGAUCAGGCAGUAUUUGCUAGUGGUUCCCAUGACCAAUCAGCGAUGCUGUGGGUGUGGAAUGUGUCCAACAACUCCGUGGACUGUGUGGUGACGUGCCGAGGUCACGAGAAGGGAGUGGAGUGCUUGUCGGUGUCCGCAGAUGCCUCCAGACUGGCUACUGGCAGCUGGGACACUAAUAUAUGCUUAUGGAGUGCUAGUCUUUCAGAUGAAGAUAAUGUACCGGCCAAGAAGAGGAGCAAAUCCGACCGCGGACAAGAUCAUGGAAAUACACGGGAACCACUGGCAACGUUAAAAGGGCACCGCGAGGCGGUGUCCGGCGUCCAGUGGAUGGAUUACAACACGGUGCUGUCCAGCGGCUGGGACCAUCUGCUCAAGAUAUGGGACUGCGAGCUCAAUGGCAUCAAACAGGAUAUUGCCGGCAACAAAGCAUUUUUCGACGUGGACUGGUCCCCGCUCAACAACACCAUGAUAACCGCCUCUGCAGACAGACAUGUCCGGCUAUAUGAUCCUAGAUCUCAAGAAAGCAUAGUGAAGACGACGUUCACGUCUCACACGGGAUGGGUGCAGUCAGUGCGCUGGUCGAAGACACGCGACUCGCUGUUCCUGAGCGCCGGCUGCGACGGACAAGUCAAGCUGUGGGAGACUAGAAGCCCCCGCACCCCGCUGUACGACCUGAGCGGCCACGAAGACAAAGUCCUGUGCUGCGAUUGGUCCGUGCCGUCCCUGCUCGUCAGCGGCUCCUGCGACAACACGCUCAGGAUAUUCAAGGCCAAGAACGCUCUGAACGCGUAAACUAUACACAAUGUUACAAGAGUACACUGAGAAAGGUAAGAUUUAACCCAUCUAACGCCAAGGACAUUAAGUGCUGGUAGCACCGAAUCGUAAGCGACCGCGAUUACGUCAUAGUUUCUGCUGUUAUUUUAAUCGGGCCGUUUGUGGUAAGUGCGUAGCGGGGGGACAAAAAUAAACUGAACUUGGUAAAAAUGUGAAAUUUAGUGUGCAUACAUUUUCAUAACAUUUGAGAUCAGUCAACUGUCAAAUUUAAUAAUUAAUGUGGCUAAAUUUUGGUCAGAAAGUCAUUGGUUGUAAGUUGGUGCGGCCAUGAGUACUCACUACAUUUGUUGGUAUGUAUAUAGGAUUCAGUAAAUAUGUUUUUGCCAAGUUGUAGGCAUGUAAGUAACAUAUAAUUAUGGCGUUGAAAGGGUUAACAUUGUUCACAAUAUUAUUAUUUUCAAAUGCAUUUGAAUCUUAAAUUUUUUAGUGUACUCUUAAAUUAGCAAUAGCAAUUCAAUUCAUAAUAAUUAUAUCAGUGUUAUCAGUUUAAAACGGGACUGCUAUAAUUCCACAUAGAUUUAUUCAGAAGAUGCGUUUGUUGAAAUGAGUAAGUUUCCGAUUUUCUUGAGGAUAUGUCCGUCUAUGUACGUAUUUUACUAUUCGUAAUUGCUCACGGUGUUCAUAAACUAUGUUAGGAUAAUGAUUAUAAAUAAACAAUAUUGUCCACUUAUUUAACCUUUUGAACGCCAAACGGCGCAUCCAUUUGCCGUGCCACUGACGCCACGGGGGUAAAAUUUAGUUUUGUGAAUUAAUAAUGCCAGCCUAAAAGUGGGGUGUUUUUCAGUACAUUUUCAUCAAAAAACGAUCGACGUCAAAUGCCGUCUUUCGCGUCGUUGUCACGAUUUUGCGUUGACGUCAAUUGCCGUCUGUGGCGUUCAAAAGGUUAAAUACCUCUUACUAAAUAAACAGUAUGAAUGUAUAUCUGGAUCCUUGCCUUGACUGUUAGUAGGGUGGGGCGUGUCAGAGCGUCAUAAAAUAAAAUGAUGAACUAAAUUUGGUUUCGCUUGUUUUAUUCAAUCACUUGCUCUUACAAAAUAUGUUCAAUGCAAAGGAACAUGACUCGUCACAAUAAAACAUGCUUCUUAGUA